UGUACGAAGUGGAAGGGGCGCCUAAUUCGGAUUUCGUUUGAGAAGGACGGUGAUGUAACUCGUGACAGGGGACCGACGGCCUGAGUAACCAAGAAAUGUGACACACUGUGAGGAGGAUGCUGGAGAUGACCAUGUCCCCAUUUGUCUGUGACAGUCAUCCCAGUGCCAUGAUUCCACAACACAGCUGAUAAACCCAAGAAUUUCACGUCCAAACCGUUGUCCGUCCAACUAGCAAGAUGUUUACGCCACAGUCAUCAUCUCCCAAGAUGCCACAAAUCCAUGUGACUCAUCCCAACGUUCCCUUUGGGUCUCAUGAGAACCUCAUGGAUAAAAAAGGUGGGAGGAAGUCACCCAAGGAAGGGGUGGAGAAUCCCGUGUUUUCCUUCGACAACAUCUCCCUCCUGUCAAGAUCAGCCACUCCAUCCAGGGCCAGUGAGCCAGCAGAUGAACCGGUGCGCAUGCUACCGCCUCAUCGCCGUGGGAGUUACUCCCCCCUUCCUCAAGUCCACAGACAUGGACAGCCUUACAGUGCCUGAUGGGACAGGUGUUCGUCGGUCAAGCCUAGCCUCAACAUGGAGUCGCGACUCGGGGUUGUCGCACCGGCGGCUCAAGCCGAUAUCGUCGUUGAGCAUCAACGACAUGGCCUGCGAGGCCAAGGUGCAGCCCCUCCCCAGCCCCGGCCUCCUCAGCACCCACUCCAUGUGGUCCACCAGCGACCUCUUCAGUCGACCAUCCAGCAGGCAACAGGACCCCGAAGUUGUCUCCAACCUGACUAACUCCAACAGCCUGUCCAAUGUCAGCAGCACGCUCAGUGAGCGUAUGCACGAACUGGUGCGGGCGUACUCCAGCCGGACCCAGCGGAUCAAGGAAAAGACAACUCAGCCUCCUUCACCUUCCUCCGUAUCCAGUCAAGAUGCCAAGUCAGCAAUAUCGGGCUUGGAUGGGGACGAAACUCCUGCCCCAAGGAACAUUCGUCUGGGGUCGUUCAUACCAAUGGGGUCGACGACCAGCGAGGUGUUCUCCGAGGCUAGCGAGACCAACAAGGAAAUGCUUGUGGGGGUAUGGCAGUGUCGCUUCAGAAUGCCCAAGUGCCUGCGCAAGAUCAGAUUCCCCAACACCAUUGAAGCUCAGAGUAAACUCUACGUGGGGUGGCUGUUCCUCGUCAUGUUGGCCUACAUGUACAACGCUUGGGUGAUCCCCCUCCGCGGCUUCUUCCCCUAUCAGACGGCAGACAACGUGUGGUACUGGCUCAUCUGUGACUACACCGCUGACUUGGUCUACAUCCUUGACAUUGCCAUCUUCAAAGUCAGGAUCAGAUUCGUUAAUAAUGGCAUAAUUGAGUGUGACAGAAAGCUAACAAAGAAAAAUUAUAUGAAGAAACUUAUGUUUAAGCUGGAUGUCUGUUCUCUGCUUCCACUCGACCUCCUGUACCUUGUACCUGGAGUCGGUGUCAAUGCCUGGCUCCGUAUACCCAGACUGCUCAAGGUUCAGACAUUUUGGGAGUUCUAUGAGAGAUGUGACCAAGCUGCCAACUCCUCUGCCCAUGCGAUCAGGAUCAUCAAGACGAUGACGUACAUGUUGUUUCUGAUCCACAUCGAGACUUGCGGCUACUACGCUGUGUCUGUGUACGAGGGCAUCAACUCCAACCAGUGGGUCUACAAUGGAACUGGCAAUGCCUACAUCCGUUGCUUCUAUCUGGCCACAAAGACUGCCACCUCCAUUGGCAACAACCCCAAACCCCAAAACCAGCUGGAGUAUCUCUUCAUGACACUCUACUGGCUGUCAGGGGUCUUUGUGUUCGCACUUCUUAUUGGUCAGAUCCGAGACAUCGUGGAGGCGGCAGGGCAGGUGAAGUCCAACUAUCGUAAGAGGAUGGACCAGACGAUCCGUUACAUGGAGUCCAUCAACAUCCCCAAGGAGAUGCAGGAGCGGGUCCGCCAGUGGUUCCUCUACAACUGGGAGCAGCACAAGACCAUAGAUGAGCGGUUGCUGCUGGAGACGCUGCCACGGAAGCUGCAGACUGACCUGGCCAUCAACGUCCACUUCAACACUCUCAGCAAGGUGCAGCUGUUCCAGGACUGCGACAAGAACCUCCUGUACGACCUGGUCCUCAAACUCAAACCCAGCCUCUUCCUGCCCCAGGACUACAUCUGCUACAAGGGUGAGGUGGGGAAGGAGAUGUACAUCGUGAGUCACGGCCAGGUGGAGGUGGUCGGUGGGGAAGAUGGAGAGACGGUGCUGGCCACACUACACGAGGGCAGCGUCUUCGGGGAAAUCAGGUACGUGGUGGGUGGGGAAGAUGGAGAGACGGUGCUGGCCACACUACACGAGGGCAGCGUCUUCGGGGAAAUCAGCUUGCUGGCCAUGUCAGGAGGUAACCGACGUACAGCUAACGUACGCAGCAAGGGCUACACCAAUGUCUUCACACUGUCUAAGGCCGACUUUGAGGAAGCCAUGAGAGAAUACCCUGAAGCCCAAAAGCUGCUCCGGAAGAGGGCAAAGAAGCUGUUGAAGGAGAACGCACGGCUGGAGAAGAAGAGUGUGAAGGUGGAGGUGGAGGAGAUAAUCAAGACGCCAUCAGAGACGCCCAAGUUUGUCAAGACCGUCAUCAAGGUGAUGGACCCCGAGUCCAACUUGGUGAAGCACCUUGACCCAUCCCUGAAGCAGUCCUCCAGCUUGAGGUCCAUCGUCAGCAGGCCCAGCAGCAGGACGAGUUCAGGGCGAUCCUCCAGGUCGUCCUCCCAGGGCAAGAUUCCAGAGAGGAAGCUCAGCAAGAAAGGACAAGCAGCCUUCAUCUUUGGUUCCGAGGUGUCGCUGUCUGACAUCCCCAACGAUGCCCGCGUGGAGUAUGAUGUGGAGGAGGAACAGAUGCUGGUGGUGGAGAGGGUGGAGCAUGAGUUGACGCCGGAGUCGGUGCCACCGCCACAGAAGGAGACUCCUGUAAUUGAAGACAAACGCACUCAGAUCCUCAAGGAUGAUCUGGACAAGACCAACAACAGUGUAGAGAGCCAAGAUUCCGGUAUCCCCAGCAUGAAGCGCAGUGCUAGUCAGAGCACAGACAAGUCUCUCAGCAACCAGGACAGCAAGGACUCCUUCAACACGAGCGACCUGAUGGAUGUCAUCAACGAGGAGAAGCAGAAGGGUGACAGUGGCGACAGCUCCAUUGUGGAUCCUCCCCCAGAAGCUCGGCAGAGUCCCAGUGGAGCCAGCUCUAUGUCAGAUGUAGGGGAAGCUGAGUGUCAGAGUGAGUGUCGGAGUGAGGGCUCACCAGUUGACUGGAUCACCACGGAAGAAAAACCUACUGAAAACGGAACUCGCCGAAAGGUGUCUUCGGAGAGCAGGGAUGAGAAAUCAGUUAUUACAGACGGAACACGGAGAAAGGUUUCAGCUGAGAGCAAGGAGAAGGUUUUUAUGGAGGAUGGUACACGUAGAAAAGUUUCCACAGGAAGUAGGCAUGGAGCUCAGUCUCCAGAUGCCAACGGAGCACAGUCUCCCCGAUGUGUGACGCCACGAAGGGGAGAUAAGUCAGUGACUGAGGUAGAAAAACACGAGAUUCCUUUGGAGAAUAAAGUGACAUGUGCCGUGGAGAUCCAUCGAGAGAAGACACGGACACCCUCGUCAAUAUUCUCUCUCGAACACCAAGAACGCCCAGGAUCUAAUGCAUUUUACCGGCAGAACAGUAACGUGUCGUAUGAAACAGAAUUAUAAGACAAGUAUUACUGUAUAUGACUGCAGAAUGUGUAGGCAAACACUCCUGACAUUGCAUCAGGGUUGGUGCAAGCUUCUUGUGGCCUUGAUGGAUAAACAUGGUGUGUGUCAACAAUUGUAGGCCACAGUGGACAAGCUGGAUCAAUGUUAAUGUACAACUCAAACACAUUCAACCAAGAUUCUUGUUUGUUGAAGUUGAUAUUAAGGAUGUCUGCUGAUCUAUAUUCUGAGUAAUAACUAUUUCUAACUGGUUAUAUGUUUGCAUUUAUUUCGUUUAAUGUCCAACAGACAUUCCAAUAAUUGUGGUAUAUAGUAGUGUAUGAAAUAAGUCCCGUCAGACCGCCCGAGACGGUCUAGAUUUCUGAUGGAUGGUCUAGAUUUACAGCUAGCCACGGACGGUCUAAAUAUACAGCUAGCCAGACCGAUGGUCUGGUAAAUAUUUUAGAUGUUCCAUACAUCUGAGUAAAUUCACCAUAUUUGGUCAGGUUAAAUCCAUUUUGGGCUGGUAACAUUUUGAAGUUACCAGCCCUGAUGUCUGGCUGGAUUUUUGGCUUAUUUCAUACCCUGUAUAUAGCUAUGACUGAAGCAAUGAUGGUGAUAUCAUAGCUUAGAGAAAGUUCCCAUCAGUAGUGGGAGUAGUCUUACAAUAGAAAUUAACUACUUUACACUGUACCUUUGACAUAAAGUCUAUUAUUCUCAGAAGAACCGCUUCAUGUUUAGGUAGGUAGACUUUCAUAUGACUACAGGCAUCUUUAGUACCAGCAGACAUCCUUAAUAGCAAGUAACAAUGUGUAGAUGGUCACCCUGACUGUAGGCUUUGCUGAUGGACGAUAUUCAGUUUGGUUGUUGGGAUCAGAUAAUCCUGAAGCUAGUCACAAUAUGCAAAGACUUCUUGUUUCCUCGAGGUCACGUUACAUGAUGUCGAACCUGGACGUGGAGGGUCAAGCUGCAAGUGAUGCAGAUAAUGUAUUGAAGAUGAUCCAUGGUUGAACUUGGCAGUGAAAUGGCUAAUUUGACAUUGUUUAUUCACUGUGAAGACUGAUAUGGAAUGAAACGGGGAGAUGUGAAUGGGGAAGAAUACUUUCAAUAAUGUACCCUUCCUGUCAAAAUCAGUUUCAUAAAUAUACUUAAAUACACACCUCGAAUCUGUCCCAAAGGAGUUCAGGUGAUGGUACACUGUUUGCACCAUAUGUCUUUGGAUGAGUGCUUUCCAUAGUCAGUCUGCAAGCUGUGUAGAGUAACAGCUUGUCCGCUACUACUAGCAAGUGGUCCUCAUCGUCUCCUACAUCUCCUCCUGUAGAUGCUUCUGUUUUCAGAUGAGUGCAUAUGACGUUCUGGAAAUAUCUCGUACUCCAGUGUGUCUGAAAUCCCUUUUCAGGCUGAAAAUAGUCCGAAAAGAACUAUACUCCCUUCGUAACUACAAGCUUUUUUUGUGUAAUGAAGUCACAGAAUCAUGUGUGGCAAGAUGAGCAUGAGAUUAUUUCCUGUCUUCCACUGGAUCUCUCAAUGGUAAGGUUACAGUUUCUGGAGGAGCUGAAACCCCAUUGGCCAGGUCUGCUUUGACAACAGUAACAAUAGUAACAAUAGUAACAUAUGAAGUGAGUCAAACUUUAGUCUACAAGUAAUUAAUACAGGGUUUCUGACUUUGUGAGAAAGGGAGAGUUCAUCUUGCAACUGUUCCUUUUCAUCCUGAUAAACUUUGUGCAUGUUAUGUCGUGGCCUGUAAAUAUUCAGGUCUGGACCAGACAAUCCAGUGAUGGACAUAGAUUGAUGAUGAGGUUGGUUGCAAACUAUUUGCUGAACACAAAUUCGCCCACCUACGAUCUGCAUGCUUUGCAGGGAACGGAAUUAAACAAGGAAUCCCCUUGGGAACCUGAUCAAGGAACUACGGUGGGUCUUGCAUCUGUCUGAAGACUAUAGUUCGAUAAAAUGGAUAUCUGUGUACAUAGACAUCAGUUUGGGGAAGAGGAACUUGUUACGGCCAAGGCACCUCUGUAAAUCUAAGUGUCACUGAUGUAUAAAGUGUAUGGCUUCAGAGCUGUGGUACCUACAAGAAAUGCCUGUGUGAUAGAACAGCCUGAACAUUGUUUCAACCACUGUAAUAUCAUUGUCAGUUGCCAUUGCCUCAUGUUGACAAACAAGCUUAGAGGAAAUAUGCAAGACACAAAUCUGAAACAAGGUUUGACAAAAUGAACCUUUGAGUUGAUAUUGUAUACUUCAGUUGUAGGAGAAUGUUGAGACUGUCUUUGUCAGCAUAAAUAAUAUUCAUCACGUUGUUUAUCAUAUACACCAGGUUAUUGUUGAUAAUAAAAACAUUCAGAUUCA
This is a messenger RNA of Haliotis rubra (blacklip abalone), 6033 nucleotides long. RefSeq names its product cyclic nucleotide-gated cation channel beta-3-like. Bases 313 to 3708 code for a protein of 1131 amino acids. The record is from RefSeq and is a predicted model, not a curated record. NCBI's taxonomy places the organism in Eukaryota, Metazoa, Mollusca, Gastropoda, Lepetellida, Haliotidae. Gene Ontology annotation, cellular component: intracellular cyclic nucleotide activated cation channel complex; plasma membrane. Gene Ontology annotation, biological process: monoatomic cation transmembrane transport. Gene Ontology annotation, molecular function: intracellularly cGMP-activated cation channel activity; intracellularly cAMP-activated cation channel activity; protein-containing complex binding. The transcript is spliced from 21 exons.